GCCGAAAACCAGUGUGUCGCAGACAAGUAUGCCAGACUCGGAUACAAUUGCAGGUGUGAGGUGCGCGAAGCCGGUGCCCUGUUGCCGAGCAAUUGCGACCUAUGUGAGCUGGCCAGACAGCAUGGCAAAAGCCCCCCGGCCGGCAUCGGCUGCGAGGAGCAAGAGAAGCCAAUUGGCCCUGAUUCUGGGGAAGAACCGGCAGGACCGAAGCCAGCUCGACAUGUCUGUCAUGCAGAGGGCACGAUUGUGGUAGAGAGGGAAAAGUGCAUAUGCAAA
This is a messenger RNA of Protopolystoma xenopodis, 276 nucleotides long. The record is from the annotation of a GenBank genome assembly. NCBI's taxonomy places the organism in Eukaryota, Metazoa, Platyhelminthes, Monogenea, Polystomatidea, Polystomatidae.